Molecule: messenger RNA, 561 nt
Organism: Aspergillus tanneri
Lineage: Eukaryota; Fungi; Ascomycota; Eurotiomycetes; Eurotiales; Aspergillaceae
Product: cupin domain-containing protein
Exons: 1
Coding region: 1-561 (186 amino acids)
Source: RefSeq, a predicted model, not a curated record
AUGACCAUCAGACCGGGCCAACCCUCCAACCUCCCCAACUUCACCCGCUAUAUAACAACCCACAACUCCGCAGGCGAAGCCAUCAUCCACUCGGAAACACCCGCAAACUGGAUAAGUUUACGCAAUGAUACCCUCGGCUUCAGCGUUGCCUACACGACGUCCGAGUUCCCCGCGAACCUGAACAACGAGGCGGACGUUACCCAGAGCGAACAGGCCGUCACCUCCGGGUCUCUGGGUCUCGUCAACCCUGGCGGAACGGUCUGUCGCGUCGUGGACUUUGCACCGGGUAAACCGGGUAUCAUGCAUCGUACGCGGAGUCUGGAUUAUGGGAUUGUGCUGGAGGGUGAAAUUGAGAUGAUGCUGGACUCGGGGGAGAAGAGGCUCUUGAAAAGAGGCGAUAUUGCGGUUCAAAGGGCUACGAUGCAUCAGUGGCGGAAUCCGAGCGAGACGGAAUGGACGAGGAUGAUGUUUGUGUUGCAGGAAUGUCAGCCUGUAAUUGCUGGGGGGAAGGAGAUAGGGGAGGAGUUGAAGGGGAAUAAUGAUAUUAAUAGGAUGAGGUGA